Messenger RNA from Salarias fasciatus (jewelled blenny), 971 nucleotides. It is a transcript of the gene atp1b3a, whose product is annotated as ATPase Na+/K+ transporting subunit beta 3a. Gene Ontology annotation, biological process: potassium ion import across plasma membrane; sodium ion export across plasma membrane; intracellular potassium ion homeostasis. Gene Ontology annotation, molecular function: ATPase activator activity. The transcript has 7 exons. The record is from RefSeq and is a predicted model, not a curated record. NCBI's taxonomy places the organism in Eukaryota, Metazoa, Chordata, Actinopteri, Blenniiformes, Blenniidae. Bases 39 to 878 code for a protein of 279 amino acids. Gene Ontology annotation, cellular component: sodium:potassium-exchanging ATPase complex.
UUUUUUCUAUAUAUAUAAAGAUAAAGAAAGAUAUCACCAUGGCGAGCACCGAGGAUAAAGCGGCCAGCAAGGAGAACACGUCCAGCUGGAAGGACUCCUUCUACAACCCGCGGACCGGGGAGGUGCUGGGGCGCACGGCCAGCAGCUGGGCCCUCAUCCUCCUGUUCUACCUGGUUUUCUACUGUUUCCUGGCUGGCAUGUUCGCCCUGACCAUGUGGGUGUUGCUGCUCACGCUGGAUGACUAUGUGCCGAGGUACAGAGACCGCGUCCCCAAUCCAGGGCUGGUGAUUCGUCCCAAUUCGCUGGAUAUCACUUUCAACAAAUCCGACGCGUUGAAGUAUUCACAGUACGUGCAGCACCUGGAGUCCUUCCUGCAAAAGUAUAAUGACUCGCAGCAGGAGAGGAACGAGGAGUGCACGGAGGGAGAGUAUUUCCUGCAGGACGACAGCGGCGACAUGAGGAAGAAAGCCUGCCGCUUCAAGAGGGCCAGCCUGAGCGUGUGCUCCGGCCUCUCCGACACCAACUUCGGGUACCAUGAAGGAAAACCCUGCGUGCUCCUGAAAAUGAACCGGAUCAUCGGUCUGAAGCCAAUCGGGAAUCCUUAUAUCAACUGCACAGUAAAAAAAGAAAACCCAAUUCCGAUGCAGUAUUUCCCCAGCGAGGGGAAGAUUGAUAAGAUGUAUUUCCCUUACUACGGCAAGAAAGCCCACGAGAACUACAUGCAGCCCCUGGUGGCCGUCAAGCUGCUGCUCAGCAAGGAGGACUACAACAAGGAGCUGCCGGUGGAGUGCAGGGUAGAGGGCUCCGACCUGCGCAACAACGACGAGCGGGACAAGUUCCUGGGCCGCGUCACCUUCAGGGUCAAGGUUGUGGAGUAACGGCCGGCGCGGCCCGAUUUCAAAGUGAAACCAGUUGAGGCUGCCCACGUCUGCUAAGGAUUCAUGUUUAAAAAGUUAUUUGAAAAAAAAAAA